AUGCCUGUGCCGCCCGUUGCCGCCCGUUGCUGCCCGUGCCUGCGCUGCCCGUUGCCGCCCGUUGCUGCCCGUGCCUGUGCUGCCCGUUGCCGCCCGUUGCUGCCCGUGCCUGUGCUGCCCGUUGCUGCCUGUGCUUGUGCUGCCUGUUGCUGCCUGUUGCUGCCCGUGCCUGUGCUGCCUGUUGCCGCCCGUUGCUGCCCGUGCCUGUGCCGCCCGUUGCCGCCCGUUGCUGCCCGUGCCUGCGCUGCCCGUUUCCGCUUGUUGCUGCCCGUGCCUGUGCUGCCCGUUGCCGCCCGUUGCUGCCCGUGCCUGUUGCCGCCCGUUGCUGCCCAUGCCUGUGCUGCCUGUUGCCGCCCGUUGCUGCCCGUGCCUGUGCCGCCCGUUGCUGCCCGUUGCUGCCCGUGCCUGUGCUGCCUGUUGCCGCCCGUUGCUGCCCGUGCCUGUACUGCUUGUUGCCGCCCGUUGCUGCCCGUGCCUGUGCUGCCCGUUGCCGCCUGUUGCUGCCCGUGCCUGUGCUGCCCGUUGCCGCCUGUUGCUGCCCGUGCCUGUGCUGCCCGUUGCUGCCUGUUGCUGCCCGUGCCUGUGCUGCCUGUUGCCACCCGUUGCUGCCCGUGCCUGUGCUGCCCGUUGCCGCCUGUUGCUGCCCGUGCCUGUGCUGCCCGUUGCUGCCCGUGCCUGUGCUGCCUGUUGCCGCCCGUUGCUGCCCGUGCCUGUGCUGCCCGUUGCCGCCCGUUGCUGCCCAUGCCUGUGCUGCCCGUUGCUGCCUGUUGCUGCCCGUGCCUGUGCUGCCCGUUGCUGCCUGUUGCUGCCUGUGCCUGUGCUGCCUGUUGCUGCCUGUUGCUGCCCGUGCCUGUGCUGCCAGUUGCCGCCCGUUGCUGCCCGUGCCUGUGCUGCCCGUUGCUGCCCGUGCCUGUGCUGCCUGUUGCCGCCCGUUGCUGCCCGUGCCUGUGCUGCAUGUUGCCGCCCGUUGCUGCCCGUGCCUGUGCCGCCCGUUGCCGCCCGUUGCUGCCUGUGCCUGCGCUGCCCGUUGCCGCCCGUUGCUGCCCGUGCCUAUGCUGCCUGUUGCCGCCCGUUGCCGCCCGUGCCUGUGCUGCCUGUUGCCGCCCGUUGCUGCCCGGGGUGUCUCUGCAUUAG
This is a messenger RNA of Closterium sp. NIES-65, 1134 nucleotides long. The record is from the annotation of a GenBank genome assembly. NCBI's taxonomy places the organism in Eukaryota, Viridiplantae, Streptophyta, Zygnematophyceae, Desmidiales, Closteriaceae.